This is a messenger RNA of Jaculus jaculus (lesser Egyptian jerboa), 2267 nucleotides long. It is a transcript of the gene Def6, whose product is annotated as DEF6 guanine nucleotide exchange factor. The coding region runs from base 18 to 1910 and encodes 630 amino acids. The transcript is spliced from 11 exons. Gene Ontology annotation, cellular component: nucleus; cytoplasm. Lineage: Eukaryota; Metazoa; Chordata; Mammalia; Rodentia; Dipodidae. The record is from RefSeq and is a predicted model, not a curated record.
GGGCGGGCGGCUCAGCCAUGGCCCUGCGCAGGGAGCUGCUCAAGUCCAUCUGGUACGCCUUCACCGCGCUGGACGUGGAGAAGAGCGGCAAGGUCUCCAAGUCCCAGCUCAAGGUGCUGUCCCACAACCUGUACACAGUCCUGCACAUCCCCCAUGACCCUGUGGCCCUGGAGGAGCACUUCCGGGACGAUGACGAUGGCCCAGUGUCCAGCCAGGGCUACAUGCCUUACCUCAACAAGUACAUUCUAGACAAGGUGGAGGAAGGGGCUUUCGUUAAGGAGAACUUCGAUGAGCUGUGCUGGACCCUGACGGCCAAGAAGAACUAUCAAGCGGACAGCAAUGGGAACAGCCUGCUCUCCAAUCAGGAUGCCUUCCGACUCUGGUGCCUCUUCAACUUCCUGUCUGAGGACAAGUACCCUCUGAUCAUGGUUCCCGAUGAGGUGGAGUACCUGCUGAAGAAGAUCCUCGGCAGUAUGAGUCUGGAGAUGGGCUUGGGCGAGCUGGAGGAGCUGCUGGCCCAGGAGUUCCAGGAAGCCCAGACCACAGGCGGCUUCAGCGUCUGGCAGUUGCUGGAGCUCUUCAACUCAGGCCGGUGCCUGCGGGGCGUGGGGCGGGAGACCCUCAGCAUGGCCGUCCACGAAGUGUACCAGGAGCUCAUCCAAGACAUCCUGAAGCAGGGCUACCUGUGGAAGAGAGGACACCUGAGGAAGAACUGGACGGAGCGUUGGUUCCAGCUGCAGCCUGGCUGCCUGUGCUACUUCGCGAGCGAAGAGUGCAAGGAGAAAAGAGGCGCCAUCCCGCUAGACGCUCACUGCUGCGUGGAGGUGCUGUCGGACCGUGAGGGAAAGCGCUGCAUGUUCUGUGUGAAGACGGCCAGCCGCACGUAUGAGAUGAGCGCCUCGGACACACGCCAGCGUCAGGAGUGGACAGCUGCCAUCCAGACAGCCAUCCGGCUGCAGGCCGAGGGGAAGACGUCGCUGCACAAGGACCUGAGGCAGAAGCGGCGCGAGCAGCGGGAGCAGCGGGAGCGGCGCCGGGCAGCCAAGGAGGAGGAGAUGCUGCGGCUGCAGCAGCUGCAGGAGGAAAAAGAGCGUAAGCUGCAAGAGCUGGAGCUGCUGCAGGAGGCGCAGCGGCAAGCCGAGCGGCUGCUGCAGGAGGAGGAGGAGCGCCGUUGCAGUCAGCACCGCGAGCUGCAGCAGGCUCUGGAGGGCCAGCUGCGCGAGGCCGAGCAGGCCCGGGCCUCCAUGCAGGCUGAGAUGGAACUGAAGGAGGAAGAGGCGGCCCGGCAGCGGCAGCGCAUCGCGGAGCUGGAGGAGAUGCAACAGCGGUUGCAGGAGGCUCUGCAACUGGAGGUGAAGGCCAGGCGGGACGAGGAGGCCGUGCGCCUCGCCCAGACCAGGCUGCUGGAGGAGGAGGAGGAGAAGCUGAUGGAGCUGAUGGAGCUGAAGCAGCAGCAGGAGCGCUACAUCGAGCGCGCGCAGCAGGAGAAGCAGGAGCUGCAGCAGGAGAUGGCGCUGCAGAGCCGCUCCCUGCAGCGGGCCCAGCAGCAGCUGGAGGAGGUGCGGCAGAACCGGCAGAGGGCGGACGAGGACGUGGAGGCUGCCCAGCAGAAGUUGCGCCAGGCCAGCACCAAUGUCAAACACUGGAAUGUCCAGAUGAACAGGCUGAUGCAUCCCAUUGAGCCCGGAGACAAGCGUCCCGUCACCAGCAGCUCUUUCUCAGGCUUCCAGCCCUCUCAGCUUGCCCGCCGGGACUCCUCCCUGAAGCGCCUGACCCGCUGGGGAUCCCAUGGCAGCAGGAGCCUGUCACCUAGCAGUAGUGAACAGAAGUCCCUCAAUGGUGGGGAUGAGACCCCUAUCGUGGCUUCCACCUCUCAGGAAGACAAACUGGAGCCAGCACCAGAAAAUUAGCCUCUCCGGCCCCUUGUUCUUCCCAGUGUCAGGUCUAUCAGGAUAUGGCUACAGCUGACCUGUGAGUAACACCGGCUUCUCUUAGGAGAAGGAAUUGGGGCCAUGGUGCCAGAGGCCAAGACCCUCCAUCCAGAAGCUGAUCCAGGAAGGGACGUGGUGCAUCUUUCUCACCAGGCCCCGAGCAUGGAGACUGUCUGGGAUGGUAAAGUUGAAAUCAUUGGCUGUGUGCUUCAAGCCCAAAGGACCCCGCGACCAGAGCUUGGAAAGAAAGCAGACAAACACGACAAGGGCCAUCUGCCCCAGGGUGCCACCAAGUUGUAAACGUGUAUUUCUAAUAAAAACUGUUCUUGGCAUGAA